Messenger RNA from Linum trigynum, 2309 nucleotides. NCBI's taxonomy places the organism in Eukaryota, Viridiplantae, Streptophyta, Magnoliopsida, Malpighiales, Linaceae. The record is from the annotation of a GenBank genome assembly.
GAAUCAAAUAAAAAACAAGUUUGGUUUGAUUUGAUCUCAUUCCAAUUUAUUGUUGGUCCACUUUUUCUUUACUUUUAAGUUAAUUUAUAAAAGCGAAGCCAUCUCGAAAUACAUUUAGUUCCAUUCAAUUGUAUCAAAAUACGAAAAGAAUCAUUGUCCAUCCUAGCAUUUAUUUACAUGCAAUAUUUAUAUUAUUCCACAAUUGUGUCAGACAUUCAAACAAGGAUACUUGUAUUAAUGCACAUAAACUAUUUUUCACAUGAUAUCAUUUAAGAAUCAAUUAUUUUAUGUGGAAAUAUUAUAAUUUCAAUUAACCAUUCACGGUGGUCUUAUUUAUGGUUAGAUCAAAGUUACAUUAAACUUGGGCAUCCUAAGCAAAGCACUUUGGUGCUUCUCAAGAACAAACAUUUUUUGUACAGACCAUCAAAAGCUGCUACAAACAACAACAAGAAAAGAAGAAAACUCUAUCUACUGCAAGUGUACGUAUAAGCUAUUUACCUCCCCAAACACAAAGCAUCCAAGCUAUUAGAUAUUCAUGAUCAUUUUGGCUUGACUUACGGUUCUCUUCAAUUCAAACACCAACAGAAUUUGACUAUUGGCAGUUGCAUCACCAUACAUUUUGGAACAAUGUUCCCUCCAUACCAAGCUAAUAGCAACACACCACACUACUCUGCUCACCAAUGCAGCAGUAGAACUACAACUCCACUUGCUAGCACACCACUCCAACCCCCAAAUCAGGUGGUCUGUGAUUCUUCAAUGCACCAUGCACCAUGUAUUGAUUACAAGGACACCCCACAAACAAAUAAUAACGACUCUCCAUUCCACCAGGCCAUAAAAAACACAAACCACUUGCUGGCGAGGUACAAUAUUAUUACUCCGGACUAGAGAAUACCACUUCACUUCUGCAUUGUGCGGUUGAAGAUAUUCCUUGACUCUUUUAACUAAGUACCACUGCAUUUCUAUCCCAUCUCGUUUGAGGGACAACCCUACUUCUGAAGGCAACAUCUCUCCAUAUUAAAAUACACUUGCAUAUCCUUGAGUCUACUGUCGUUGACUUAAUAUCCCAUAUAUAGCAGAGUUCAAGACGAUAGCAAAGCAUCCAAGAUACCCAUAGAGAUAGUGGCGGAGCCACUUAAGGCCAAGGUGGGUCAUUUGAACCACCUGAGACUAAAAGUUACAAAGUAAAUUAUUAUGCAUGAUUGUAGAUUGAAUACAAAAUAUCCAUAUUAUUGUAGGUAGUUUUAUGAAAAAGUAAUGUUUUUGUGAUCUACAUUUAACUUUUAAUUCAUAUUUUAUGUAAAAUUAGUUUAAUAUAAACAAAAGCUCGAAACUUAGGGGUGGUUGUUGGUAUAAGUUGUUAUUGCAAGUGUUGAAAGAGCACUUAGUGCAAUCAACAAAGUGAAGAAACACUUCAAAAUAAGAUGAGUUCUGAAAUCAUGAAUGAUUUUUCGUUGUGGUAAUGAUUGUAUUUUAGAAAAUUUUGCAUAAUUAAUGUAUUUUAGAAUUUUUUAUAAUGAAUGUAUUUUAGAAAAUUCUUAGAACAUGAACAUAUCCUGGAACUUACAUUAUAUAUAUAUAUUUUUCACGUUUGACCUACCUUAAAUAAAUUUUCGGCUACGCCACUAUAUAGAGAUCUGCCUUUUGCUAGGAUUUCCCAGAGAUGACAAACUACAAAGGCCUUGUUGAAUACCUAAUAUUCCUUCUUUUUUUGGCCUCGCAAUAAACUGUCAGGAUGCAACAGCUCGGGUUCUCAUAUUCAUUUCAUUGAUAUCCCACAGGAACGUAUUACAGAUCAUAUCUACUUCUUUGAUAAAAAAUUGAGGCAUCAAAAAAAGGUUUAUCCAAUAUUGUAACACACCCAUAUGCACAGAAGAGACUAGCUACAACUUGCCUGCAAAACUCAAUGUUUUCACCUUCCAACUACAAUCCUUUGCGUGAUUUUGUCUAUCUAGACAUGCCAAUCCGCCCUUGUAAGCUUUCAAGUAUCAAUGUUACACCAAGGUACCUAACAUGGAGGUAGCCUAUUGCAAACUUUGAGUAAUAUGAGAUUGAUUGAAAAACAACCUAAACAUUAGUAGGGUUGCAUUUUAAGCCUGAAAUUGCAUAAAAGAAUCAUGCAACCUAAACAUUAUAGCAACUCCACGUAAAGAACCAUUAGAAAACACAAGCAAGUCAUUUGAAAAACAUUAAUGAGUAAUGUCCAACGCAUUAAACAUGGGAUGGAAAGGAAUUUGAUUUUAUAUCACUACCUUCUUCAUCAUUGCAUCAAAUACCUCCACAACCACAGUGAAUAAAUAGAGGGACAUGAG